Messenger RNA from Haliotis rubra (blacklip abalone), 2030 nucleotides. RefSeq names its product charged multivesicular body protein 6-like. The record is from RefSeq and is a predicted model, not a curated record. Gene Ontology annotation, biological process: late endosome to vacuole transport via multivesicular body sorting pathway; vesicle budding from membrane. The coding region runs from base 92 to 712 and encodes 206 amino acids. The transcript has 8 exons. Gene Ontology annotation, cellular component: multivesicular body; ESCRT III complex. NCBI's taxonomy places the organism in Eukaryota, Metazoa, Mollusca, Gastropoda, Lepetellida, Haliotidae.
UACACUUCCGGUUCCGGAAUAUUUCCUGAAAGUGGGGGAAAUGUCAACAUUUUAAUUAUUGCUGUUGACAAGCUUCACGUUAUAUUUAGCAAUGGGUAAUUUAUUCGGCAAAUCGAAACCAAAGCAGUCACGAGUAACGGAACAAGACAGAGCUGUUCUUCAACUGAAACAACAGCCAGACAAACUGAAACAGUACCAGAAGAAGAUCAAUGCAAACUUGGAGAGAGAGAGGAAUGUAGCCAGACAACUGCUAAGGGAUGGAAAGAAAGACAAAGCGUUACUACUGUUGAGGAAAAAGAAAUUCCAGGAAGGUCUCCUUGUAAAGACAGAUGGACAACUAGACAACAUAGAGAGAAUGGUUCAUGAUCUAGAGUUUGCUCAGAUUGAAACGGAAGUUGUGAAAGGACUCAAAGUUGGUAAUGACUCGCUCAAGAAGAUGCAUGAGCUGCUGUCUCUGGAUGAUGUGGAGAAAAUCAUGGAGGAGACGAGGGAGGGAAUAGAGUAUCAACAGGAAAUUGAUGACCUACUGGCAGGAGGACUCACUGACCAGGACGAGCAGGACGUUCUAACUGAACUCAGUCAGAUAGUACAGGAUUCAACCCCAGAACAAGAUCUGGAGCUUCCGGAAGUGCCUGAUGAAGAUGUUGGAGAGAAAGAGAGAAGAAGGGAGCAAAGGAAACACAAGGAACCGGAAGCUCUGACAGCAUCCUGAUCUAUCUAGUCUGCACUGGUCAGAUCAGGUUCUAACUGGUUCUGUCCAACUUCAAGUGGAUGUGUGUGUGUACUGCAUGAACUGAAUGAGACUGAUGCUCAAACUAUGUCUGCUGGUGACUUUCACAGAUCAACUCUGAUGUUAGUCAUAGUUAAAUGCAGAUGCUUUUAAUUAAUGAAAAGAUUGUGUGUAAAAUAUUUCUGAAAAUAUCUUAAGUAUUCAGAAAUAUAUACAAUUUCUUGCCAGACCGACUGUCCAUCUCAGACGGACUGUUGGUUCUACAGAAUGUGUUGGGUCAUCAGGGUACUUCACAUUUCAGUCUGUUUCUGGUUACUUUUUGUUAUUUUAUGAACUUAUUUCUUGUACCCUCUUUAAAAAAACAACUGUUCACAUAUGGCAAAAUAGGGAGAAACAGAGAGAACUGCCAUGUUUUGAGAUGUCAAGAACUUUGGAAGUCUUUUGAAGUGUGGGCAUUUGGUUUAUGGUUACAGCAUUUGCUCUCCAUGUCAAAGACCUGGGUUCCAUUCCCCACAAUGGCACAAUAUGUGAAGCCCAUUUCUGGGGUCCUCUGCCCUAAUGUUUCUGGAACAUGGAAAGUUGGUAUAAAAAUAAUUACAUUUAUUCAAUUCUGUUCAACAUUGUUUCCACCCAGGAACUGGGUACAAGAUCUGAAUUUCCCCACCAUACCUGAGGUCAAGGAUUUUAAUUAAGUGGUAAACCUCUGGCACUGAUAUAUUGGUGAAAUAGUGUUCUCUGACUGCAGCUGUCUCCUAGCAACUAACAGUAUCCAGGUAAUGGUUGCCUACAUGAAUAUAUACUGAGAGAAACAAAUAAAGGAACACAGAAGAACUCAAGCGUUCCUUUAAUAUUUUCCAGUUUUCAUCACCAGCUUUGAACAGCGCUGUAUUCAAACAGAUGAAAUAUGAGAAUAAAUAAAUGAACACUGCCAUGGAGUGGUGUUCCCAUAUUUGUUUCCUUCAGUAUAUUUAUCUAGCAAUUCAAGUCUGUUUUUCUUUGUAAACUUCCUGAUUGUUAGGUAUCUGAUAGGUUUGGUUUGUGUUUUGAUUUCUUAAUUUGAAAUCAACAUUGUUAGCAUGGACGGAAUCAUGCUAUGUGUAUCUUUCAAGCAUACUGACUUACACAACAUGCAUGUCACAUUAGUAUAUUACAUGCAAUCAUAGUGUUCAAAUAUUUGUUGCGAUUGAUGUAUUGGUUAGGAUGUUCUUGUCAUGAUAACACAUGUAAUACAUAUAGUGAUAAAAAUAAUGUGAAAUGUUUACAUCCUUGCAUCAGGAAAAUUUAUGCUCAUCAAUCAUGG